CUCCUUCCAUCCAGCAAUCCUUCGUAUGGCUCGAGCUGCCCCCAAGAGUCCCACUCCCUCCCUUUCAAUCACCAUGCGCACGCACCAGGCGCCGUGCCCUUGAAUGGGCCCUAGAGAGAGCAGCGAAAGGGUUGCGUUGGCUGCAGGGGCUGCAUGACAUCUCGACGCAAAAUAUUUAGUCUGUUCUCUCUUCGUUCCCCUUGGAGCUUAUUGUCGCCUUGCCUCAGUCUGGCCGUGGCUCUGAAAAAGAAGAUCGCACCGCAACUCUGCUCCUGGUCGAUUCCUGGUUGUGCUGGCUCUCGGACCAUCCCCGACGUUGUGCCGUUCCUGUGCCUGGUGUUGUGCUGGGAGUUGUGCGAAUUGUGGGGAGAACGCAAGUACUUGAAGAUCGGAAGCCCUCAUUUCGAGCAAAGACGCGCUACUGCUGAGAGCACCCACUCACUCCUAGUUCAAGGCCAGCCUCGCCUCAGACAUUACCUUCUCUCCGCCCACCUUCAAUUCCGAACUUUGCGGCCUCAUCACUUUCCAACACACACUCCCCACUCGUUGUAAGACAACACAACGUCUUGACAGUGCCGCCACGCGUUCGAGGUUGCCGUGACACGGGCGUCUCCAUCAGCCUCCGAUAUUGUCUCCCAC
Molecule: messenger RNA, 639 nt
Organism: Hyaloscypha bicolor E
Lineage: Eukaryota; Fungi; Ascomycota; Leotiomycetes; Helotiales; Hyaloscyphaceae
Exons: 1
Coding region: 154-552 (132 amino acids)
Source: RefSeq, a predicted model, not a curated record